Prorocentrum cordatum is the source of this 627-nucleotide messenger RNA. Lineage: Eukaryota; Dinophyceae; Prorocentrales; Prorocentraceae. The record is from the annotation of a GenBank genome assembly.
CGGCCAACCCCCUGGGACAGCGCGUCGGCACACGGUCUGCCGCACGGGGCGAGGAUCGCACGCCCAGGCGAAAUCUGAUGCAGGCGAGGAUCCCACGCCGCCGAGGGAUGAGGAAAGAGAAAGAGAGAGAGACGGAAUGACAGAGAGAGGGGUAGGGAGAAGGACCGAACAGCUCAGAAUGCAAGAUACUCAGAAUGCAAGAUACCGAGGCGUGCCAGGGCGCCGCGCUACAUGAAUUGGUUGCACUGGCUGCGUGGAGGUGUCAUGACGGCGUUCGCCUCCAGUCGCCAUCUAAAUUCAGACACGUCCAUCGCGGAGGGGGAGACGGAUAAGACCAUGGGGGUUGAGGAGGAAGAGGGCGAAAAGGAGCAGGAGGCGCGAGAGGAGGAGGAUGAAGAGAAACUGAGACUAGCUCUGCCGACUCCGCUUGCUAGGAGUGGCCAGGCGCGUGAAACAUUUGGCUGUCUCACGUCGUCGUUCGAACCGUCCAACAGCUCCACACCAAGCCGCCGUCCCUGGGAUGCACCUACUGUGCCCCCCCUCCUCCUCCUCCACGACGAAGGAGGGAGGAGUGAGGAGGGAAGGGGGAGAGGGGAAUGGCAGGACGAGGAGGAGGAGCAGCAGGAG